AUGCUCGGCGCGACCUUUCGCAUUGAUGAAGUGAGAUUUGAUGAUGAGAAAGAAGUGUGGGUGAUAAAGCUGACAAUGUGCAGUGAGAAUGAGAAUGAGCUGAGAGAUGAGUUUAAUUAUUAUCGACAAGACAUGGGAGAACACAUUGAUCCCGUGUCAUUGAGGAAUCUGAUGUGGAGAAUAGGUGAUUAUGACAUGAAAGCUAUUGUGUUUUACAAGAGAUAUUUAGAAGAAGAUCCAGACAGCAGUGCCAGCUGUACUGGACUUGUAAAUGUAGCUGGAGAGAGAGGAGAGAUCGAUGUGGCACUUGAAUAUUUUUCGAAAGCACUUGAAAUUGAUCUCAAAACACUCUCUCCUUACCAUCCAUACAUUGCCAUAGACCACAUAACUCUCGGUAUCAACACAAAGGUUUGUACGAUAAAGCACUUGAAUAUUAUGAGAAGGCACUGAAGAUUAACUUUGAAGCAUAUGGAGAAGAACAUGCUGACGUUGCCCUUGUUUAUAACAACAUGGGUACUGCAUAUGACGAUAAACAAGAGCAUGAGAUGGCUUUGCAGUAUUAUGAGAAAUGUCUUUCUAUACUGGUCGAAGUCAGUUAUGAGGUGUCAUCAAGAGUGCCCACUGAGAAGACGAUGAAGUUGGUCCUGUUAACAGGAUGGCAUGAUGGAGGCAAUAUAAUGACAUGAUCAAUGAAUCGCACAUCGAGAAAAGGUGUUACCCAAAUAUUAUCCUGACACAGCAUCAAUUUACAACAGUAUCGGUAUCACAUAUGGAAAUCUGAACGAGUAUCAGUCAGCUUUGGCAUCGCUAGAAAAAGCGCAUGCUAUAUGCAGAGUGUUCAUGUAUUGUGUCAUUGUUCUGUGAUAACUUGUAAAAGAAAACUGUGUGACCAGACCAGGAUUCGAACCCAGGACCUUGACAUACCGUGUCUAUGAUGUAACGACUGGGCUGCUUGGGCGAUAUCUCUAUCCAUCACAUUCCUCCACGCGGCAAUAUUUAAAUAUUUAUUGAAUAUUUAUUAAAAAUUGUUUGCAUAAGCUGAGAAAGAUCUGAGUUUAUUGUGCAUGAAGAAAAUGAGGGAUAUACAUUGACGACAUAGUCGUUUAUAUGACGUCAAUGGUAGAGCUGUGUACAGUCGUUCGAAAUCUGUCGGGUACCUAUGUAUUCAUGUUAAAUAUCGUGGAUUCAUCAUCAUCGUAGUGACUGAUGAUCACAAGGAGUGCGAGAUCAAGUCCAAUCAAUGUGGUGGAGACCACGAGGCAACAAAUUUUAAAUGUCCGUUUGGAGCUGAGAGAUGUCUCAUUUUAAUCAGAAAUUUGUGCGCUACAAUCAUACCUCGUUAAGCAAGGUUUUGGCUAGCCUUUAGAUUUUCUGAAAAACUGGUUUUCCAGAACACCGGAUCUUCCAGGGGCUAUGGGGAACCCCAUGGUCAUAUUCGGAAUCAGCACAGUUGAUUACUGUACUCGAGCUACUUAUGGUUAUUUUAUUCAUAAAGGUAGGAUUAUAUGUAGCCGGUAGAAAAGGUAGUUAUUUUACGGAUAAUGCCUCCUAUCUCGGUAAUGGGAAAGACCUGAGCAGAGAUAUUUUUUGAAGUGAUGUCUAAGUUUUACAUUUUCUGCUCAGUGAAAGCUUUUCUUGAGAUGUGUUCUGAAGCAAAGUUGUGUAGCUUGAAACCAGCUUUCAGAAUAUCCACUUGGUUUUCGAUUAGAAUCGCUAGAUGAUAUAACAAUUUGAAAAAACAGUCCGUUAGGAAAUCACCUUCGUUACGAAAUUACAGCUUUUUUUGGUUCUUUCAAAUCAGAAGGUUAAACUCCAUUACAAAAGUCGUCAUAGAAAAAUAUUUCCGAUAGCAGUAGAUAGUAUUUAAUCUGAUCUUUGCACUGUAGAAAAACGUUUUGAAACCGUUUUCACUUGGAGAAAAACCCGUCUCGAAAUCUAGUCUUUCGAAAAACCAACUUUCUUGGAAAGAACCUAAACUCAAAAAUAAAUACACCAUCUUGUACAGGAUUUAAUUCUCUACAAAAUGCCAUAUCUCUUAAUUUUUUUCGCAAAAAUAUCUGGGUCAGGACAUUAAAAGUAAAAUUUGGAUUUUAUUUUUUGAGGUCAAAAUUUAAUUUUUUGGAAAUUUUAAGUUGAUAUUCAAAAUCAGCCUCAAAAACUGCGUUAGACGAUGUGCUUCAUAAAUUCUUAAAGUUAAAAAAAUAGUUUCGAACCAUCCGAAGCGAAGGUGACCGUUACACAGUGGGCAUCCAGGCGGACAUUAGGCGAAAAACUAAAGUCGCUCUUUUUCCAAAUAUGACUAGUGC
Messenger RNA from Didymodactylos carnosus, 2306 nucleotides. The record is from the annotation of a GenBank genome assembly. NCBI's taxonomy places the organism in Eukaryota, Metazoa, Rotifera, Eurotatoria, Philodinida, Philodinidae.